AUGAAAUAGAAUCUGAAUAUUUUCACAAAUUAUGUAAUAUUUAAGUUUAGGUCUCUUUUAGAGAAAAAUAUAUCGGAAAAUGUAAUUAUUUUGAAUGUCCCGCCAACCAAAGUUCUGACGUCACGGUUUUCAAGAUGGAGGGCGAACGGAGAGGUAACCUGGAGCUGGAAGGAGAGUUAGUGGAGAGGGGAGGACACGGGGAUGGAGUCAGGAGAGCCAUCCCUCUGAAGCUCAGCAGUCAUCACAGCAAGAGGACUGCCAGUAUCAGAGAUGACAGAGGAUCCUCCUCAGAGAAGCAUCACGGACCCAUGAAAUGGGAUGUCAAGUUGAACCUGAUUGGAAAGAAGAUUAACGACACCAUGCUGCACCUGUGUGAGAAAUGUGUCUGUCCAGUCAACCUCUAUGGCAGGAUGAUACCUUGCAAGCAUGUCUUUUGUUUUGAUUGCUCCAAGAGGACAGACAAAAACUGCUUAAGAUGCGGGGACCCUGUCCAGCGCAUAGAGCAGUGUCCCCGAGGUGCAGUGUUCAUGUGUACGUUUGGUGAUGGCAAGCAUGGCAACAAGGGGUGCAGGAGGACCUACCUGUCCCAACGGGACCUUCAGGCUCACAUCAACCAUCGCCACAAGCGGCCUGCGGUGGCAGCCGAGCCAACCCCACACCAGACGUACCCCACGACAUACCAGCCAUAUCCCACCUCCCAGGACCAGAGCGCCGCCGUGUACAGACCCGUCCCAGGGGACCAGUACGCGCCGCCACCACCACCCCCACCUCCCCAGCCGGUACCCCAGGGGAUGCCCAUGACGCACGGUGCUCCACUACAGCCUCCACCAGAACACAGGGACUACAGUAGGAUGCCUCCACACCACAGCAUCCCCCCUCCCGGACACCCACACGAUGACAGGAUGCACGAGCCCCCUCCUCACCCCAUCCCCCCUCCGCAACACUAUCAGGACCCACUGACGGGGCAUGCCACGACUGGCCCGCCCCACCCGGACCACCUGCCGCCUCCACCCCCGCCCCCUCCUCCAGAACACCACCGUUACCCCCCAUCGUCAGACUCCCUCCCCAACCCCGUGUCCCAGUCCUACAUGCCUGUGACCAGCAGCCGCAGUAGCAACCUCAUCACAGUCCCUAUCAAAGACGACAGCGAAGAUCUUGCUAAGCAGGCCCCGUCUUCGACCCAGACUCCUCACAACCAGGGGACCAUGUACAGGCCCAUCCACCAGGGGGCCGCCCCGGCUGUACCCCACUCUGGGGCCGUGCCGAUACCGUACUCCGCACCCCCACCCCACGGACAUGUCGGGCAACCUGUUCACUCAGGACCUCCUGUUGUCCGUGGUCCCGGUUAUGACUCACACGGGAGGCCGUACGAUGAGUCAGCGAUAAGUCCUCCCUUCGCCCAACCAGGCGGACACAGUCCUAGGGCAGCGUGGCCCCUCGCCGGCCCGCCCCCUCGAGGACCCGCCCCGGUCCCUCAGGGCCCUGUCCCCGGCGGAAUGCCAUCCGUUAGUAGUGCGCCGUCCUCUAGCAUGCCACCACAGGCAGCCCACGGGCAUCCCCCAAGAACAUCGUAUUAUAACUGAGCUGGCAUGGGCUGCCUGAUGUACAUAAAACACUUGUUUAACAGGCAUCAUCAAAUGCUGGAAGUUAUACCAAUACCUGACUUCUUUAUGGUUAAUACGAUGAUGAAUUUCUCGUCAUGACAUUAUUUGAUUAUCUUACUUGAUCCCUGUUAUCUGUAUGCUUUUGAAAACAUCAACAUCGUUCGUUGUUAUUGAUGUAAAAAGAAAAGUAGACAUCGUUAUCGUGUGCCCAACAGUAAAAUCAUCUUACAUGUACACAAACUAGUUCAUCAAUUCCUGAUUGUGAAUGUCUAUACACUUCAGGUUUUCUGGAAUUGAUGUAUGGAAACUAAAGGAAGUUUAUGUCAAAGGGUAAGGGAAUUUCGUCUCAAUGAUGGUACGCAAGCGGUAAAUAAAUGUAAAAUGCUCCAACA
This is a messenger RNA of Branchiostoma floridae (Florida lancelet), 1996 nucleotides long. RefSeq names its product E3 ubiquitin-protein ligase Hakai-like. Bases 135 to 1583 code for a protein of 482 amino acids. The transcript has 7 exons. NCBI's taxonomy places the organism in Eukaryota, Metazoa, Chordata, Leptocardii, Amphioxiformes, Branchiostomatidae. Gene Ontology annotation, molecular function: ubiquitin protein ligase activity. Gene Ontology annotation, biological process: protein ubiquitination; regulation of cell adhesion. The record is from RefSeq and is a predicted model, not a curated record.